ACGAUGGCCCGUUGCGUCAUUCCAUUUGAUUUAAACAAGCUGGAUCGUCAAGCAAAUGGAAAAACGGAAACGGUGAAUGAUUUUGAGAAAGGCAAACUGAUUAAGGUUGCUAUAUCGACUGACAUCGAUGACAGCCACGUAGAUAAUAUUUGCGCUUCGAGUAAUAAUGGGACUUUGCUCCCCUACCCGGGCGAUUGUAGCCGGUUCAUUUUCUGUAUGCGCAAUCAAGUUUUGUCAUUAUUUUGCCCAGAAGGAUACCAGUUCAGUCCACGAUACGCACGUUGUGAACGGCCUUCAAUUGCAGAAUGUGCCGGACUCUCUAGAUAAUGAAAAAAAA
Rhagoletis zephyria (snowberry fruit fly) is the source of this 337-nucleotide messenger RNA. RefSeq lists its product as uncharacterized. The record is from RefSeq and is a predicted model, not a curated record. Gene Ontology annotation, cellular component: extracellular region. Gene Ontology annotation, molecular function: chitin binding. NCBI's taxonomy places the organism in Eukaryota, Metazoa, Arthropoda, Insecta, Diptera, Tephritidae.